AUAACUUGAUGAUAAUAUGUAUUAUACUCAGGGUUGGAGCACCACGAUGUUUAAACGAUUGAGAAAUUUAGUUUGCAAAAUGUUUUAAACUUCUCAAUAUUUGGACACAAUAUUUAGGAUUGUAUCCUAAUAAUUAAGUUAAAAGAAUCGGUAUUUGUCUUGCAGAUGUUGAAGACAUGCAAAAGAUUGGCAUGUUUUCCAUUUCAUGGCGGCAUAUUGAAUACUUUGCGAUUAAAAUUAUUCUGUUAAAAUAUAUGAAGCAAAGAUCAUCAGUAUUUAUUCCUAAGAUAAAGUUAAAAGAUUUACCAGUAAUAACAAAAUUACGUCAGAGUGAAAAUAGAAAAUGUUCACCCACUACAAUUUAAAAAAAAAUAUGCAAAAUUUCCAGAAUUUUACAUAGAGAGCGCUAUAUACAAAAUUUUAUCAGAGCCGAAUUUUAUGAAUUGUCUCCAUGAUUGUCUCACACACGGACGGACGGCGAACGAUCUUUGCUCGCAUUUCGCCAGACAUCAACAAGAUCGGCAGGACAAUUUACAAACUGUGCAAUGAUUUCUUAAGACAAUAAUGAAACCUUUGCAAGACUGCAGUUUUAAAUUGCGCGGACAACUUGCAAGCAGUUUGUGGAUAGAUCAGCAUAUGAGUUGGUUCAGCAGCUUACUAUACAAUGGCAGAGUGCUCAGAAUGCAUGAGCACUGACUGUGGACUAAAGCUUAGAUGUGUGCACUCGCUCUGUCUGCAAUGUCUUCAAAACAUGUAUAACGAUAAUCAAACGAUCAAGUGCACAAUAUGUGAUAAAGGUGCUAAAAAACAACGCAUUUCUAGUGAACAUUCAGUUCUUGAUGCAAGUAAUGUUGCCGACCAUGUAUUAAUUCAAGAGAAGUUUGUCAUUAAGUUAACGACUAAAAAUCACAACAGUAAGGCCGAGCAUGACAAAUGUUUGAAGGUAGAAUGCAAGCUGAUUUCAGUAUCAGGAAAUGAGAAAGAAAUGAGCAUGGAAAACCAUCGUGAUGGGACUUAUGAUUUUUCUGGAUGCUGUGAUGUAGGUGGUGUAUGGGAGCUGCGUUGUUAUGUUAAUGAUUUGCAAAUCAGGCAGUCACCUUUGAAAGUAAAUGUAGUCAAGGGGGGAUUGCAAGAACAUCCCAAUAUAUUCAAAGACAAAGAGGAUGCCAGUUUAUAUAUGUUUGAUAUUGUAGAUGACACAGUUUAUGCUUGUGGAGGGAUUAAUGAAAUUGCAAAGUUGACGCUGAAGGGGGAACUCAUAGGUACCAUAUAUGGUCAUAAAUCGUGCCAGUUCACAAGCUUAUGCUGUGUGAAUGUUGAGGGCGAUUUGUCGAUUGUGUGCUACGAUGAAUACAUGAAAAGACUUUUGAUUUACAUGAAAGAGAGCUGGCAUGAAUGGAAAGGCAUUAAGAUUGAGUCUGUCUUUGGCAAGAUGAUAGCGCAUAACCAUAAGAUCUAUGUUCCUGAUUUUGGAAAACAUCGUGUGUUGUGUUUUUCCAUGAAAGGAGAAUUGGUAAACAAAAUUGAAGGUAGAAAUUAUAAGAAUGUGAAAUUAUCAAAGCCAUAUGGUGUAGCUAUGACAAAGCAGGGGAAUAUGUUAGUCCUUUCUUACGGAGAUGACCAGGUGGUAAAGAUUGUCAAGGAUGGCAAGGCUGAAGUUUUGAUAGAAAACACGGAUUAUGAAAAAUUAUUGUUUUAUGCUUAUGCUAUUGACAUUGAUGAACAAGGUCAAAUCAUUAUUGGUUGUUGCAGAAAACUACUACUGUUUAAUCAAGAUGGGAAAUUUAUUAAAAACAUCGACAUAGAGAAAAAUGUCCCAGAUUGUCCUUACAGUAUUUGUUGCAGAAAUAGAUGUAUUUGGGUUUCAGAUAAAAGUGAUUCUUCGCUUCGGCUUUACUAUUAUUGAAACAGGUUAUAGAGAUACAGUAUAUACUGUACAGUAUGUCAAUAAAAUUUGACACCUUUAAACAUUCAGAUAAAUACCAAGUUGAUCAUUUAGAAGGAUGUUCUUCUGACGAGACUAAAUGAAAACAAUUUAUUUUUCACUGAAUUACAAUACAAUUAAGAAUGCAUCUUCAUUCAACAUAACAUCCUUUUAAUAUUAUUGGAUGCACCCUUCUUAAAAAUAUUAUAAGAUUCUGCAUGUGGCCUCAUCUUUGGAAUUGGUAUUACAGCUCCCAGCCACCAAGUUCUUAUGUGAAUGAAUGAACAGUAUCAUUCACAGAUAUAGGCCUAGAUGUGUAAAUUGAAUUAAAAUGAAAUAAAAUACAAAUGCAAAUUUUAGCCUGACAGUGAGUGUUUUCAAGAACGAAUUGAUUCAUUUUAUUAAGUUCUUGAAUGAUGUGGUACUAAUCACUGAAUUUUAUAUUAUUUGAAUGUGCAAAAUAAAAUUAUAAAUGAUAAACAUAACCAUGUAGCAUUUUGUAGACCGAAUUGAUUCACUUGUUAAGUAAUGAAUUGCUAAUUAUAAUACUGGAAUUUAAAAAAAGAUACAAAUAAUGCAAUAGUGAAAAUUCAAUGUAAAGAAAUAUAUUCGGCAGUAAUUUAUUUUUAUCAUGGUGCUUUAAGGAUUUAAUUUUUUUCUUUAUCUGUUUCUCCAUUUAAUUGAUAGGCCUAUAUUUAGUUUGUUCAAAUUAUAUUUGUUACUGUACAUAUAUUACUAAUUAAGACUGUAUUGAUAGGAUUUUGAACUAGAAUAUAUAAUAAUGCCAACAAAUUUAUAGCGCCCAAUUCCAAAUGAAUGAUCAAAGACACUGCAUGUUAUUACCCCUGGCCACUGGCUAAUAUACAAUGGCAAACAAGCACAAAGUGCAACCUUCUCUGCUCUUUGGGGAGUAUACCUAGUACCAAUGGCGGAUCCAGAAUUUUUCAAAUGAAAGUGGGGGGGGGGGGGCGCAACAUAUUUAGAAUAGAUAAGCAAGUUGCGCUAAUUUCAAUAUCCAGUGGCAAGAUGGAGGCCCCCUACUGGAUCCGCAACUGAGUACUCAGCGCAUGCAACUAGUACAAGCAAUGCCACAACAUCCUACCAGGUACCCUUUAUACUUCUGGGGAUUGAGAGAGACAAACGUAAAUUGACUUGCCCAAGGACACAAGGGACUUAAACAGCGAGAGGUCCGAACACCUGACCCACUUAUAUCAAUCCUAGCCAGCUGAAAUAAUUUUUUUAACCUUUCUUUUGUCAUUUGGUUGUUAUUGUAAAUGUGUAAUAGUUUGGCUGAAUAAAGAAUGAAUGACGGAAUGAGCAUACCUACAUACAUGUACAAACCUAUA
Messenger RNA from Anneissia japonica, 3270 nucleotides. RefSeq lists its product as uncharacterized. The transcript has 3 exons. The coding region runs from base 665 to 1906 and encodes 413 amino acids. NCBI's taxonomy places the organism in Eukaryota, Metazoa, Echinodermata, Crinoidea, Comatulida, Comatulidae. The record is from RefSeq and is a predicted model, not a curated record.